Varroa destructor (honeybee mite) is the source of this 2515-nucleotide messenger RNA. Its product is annotated as N(4)-(Beta-N-acetylglucosaminyl)-L-asparaginase-like. The record is from RefSeq and is a predicted model, not a curated record. Gene Ontology annotation, molecular function: N4-(beta-N-acetylglucosaminyl)-L-asparaginase activity. Lineage: Eukaryota; Metazoa; Arthropoda; Arachnida; Mesostigmata; Varroidae. Gene Ontology annotation, biological process: protein deglycosylation. Gene Ontology annotation, cellular component: cytoplasm.
UUGGCGAAAACGUUCAUCGUAUAUUGCUCGGUUACAGACCGAGUCGCUGCUUUGCUCGCUGCCACUAGCAGUUUCAACAAGAAAAGACACCGGAGUAUCUGUUCGUCGACUUGAAGCGAUUGCAGCCGGUUACGGCCGGUGCAAACGCCUGCGUCAGCAGCAGUCAGCCUAACAGGCGCUCUAUCCAUCUAGACGUAGGUUUUAUGGAUCAUACCGUGAUGAAACUGCACAGACUUUGUUUAAUGGUCUGUAUUGUAGCAUUUACUUCAUCCUGGACUAAUGCCUCACAGUCCGGUGGGCCACCGAUCGUGGUCAACACAUGGGCAUUUCAGGCUGCUACACGUGAAGCAUGGAGAACUCUUCUCAAGGGAGGAAGCUCGCUUGAUGCUGUCGAGGACGGAUGCAGCCGCUGUGAAGAUCUACAGUGUGAUGGUACAGUUGGGUAUGGCGGUAGCCCUGAUGAGAAUGGUGAAACUACCUUGGAUGCACUCAUCAUGUAUGGGCCCAAUCGUAACGUGGGGGCAGUUGCUCAACUUCGCAGGGUUAAAUAUGCAAUGCGAGUGGCCCGCAAGGUUCUUGAUCAUACUUCACAUACUCUACUAGUAGGAGAUUUGGCCACGGAAUUUGCCAAAGCGAUGGGAUUUCAGGAGGCUGAUCUCAGUACGAAUAAAUCCAGAACGAUUUACGAAAAAUGGAAGAAUGCGUCUUGUCAGCCCAACUAUUGGACCGACGUGAUUCCAGACCCGAAGUCGUCAUGCGGACCCUACAAACCAACCCAGGACGUACCGCUUCGGCUGCGUUGGAAGAACAUGGAUUCAGUACAUUCAAGUCAAAGACGAAGCAUACCAGUUGUGUCUCGGUGGAACCAUGAUACCAUUGGAAUGAUUGUAAUAGACGGACACGGCAUUAUUUCAGGAGGAACGUCCACGAAUGGAAUGUGCCAUAAAAUUCCGGGACGGGUUGGUGAUUCGCCAAUACCCGGUGCUGGUGCGUACGUUGACCAGGAUGUAGGGGGAGCAACAGCCACUGGCGAUGGCGACGUUAUGAUGAGGUUUUUGCCAUCAUAUCAGGCUGUAGAAUUUAUGCGGCAAGGGUUACAGCCAGCCGAAGCAUGUCGACAAGCGAUACGCCGUAUUAGUCGAGCCAUUCCGACGUUUCAAGGCGGCCUCGUUUGCGUCAACGUACACGGAACCGUGGCAGCUGCUUGUCAUGGACUUUCGUUUUUUCCUUAUUCCACAAUUAGUGGACAAACUAACGGGGCGGUGCUCAUACAGAACGUAACCUGUGAGCAAGAUACAGUUCUCGAAAUGCAGAAUAAUUAGGCCGACUGUUGACGCGACGAAGAUCGUAGACGAUACCGAACAUAUAAUAAUAAUAAUAACGUUGCCUUCAUCGACAAGGAGCAAUAGGUGUCUUAGAAAUUGUGUUUUUCACUCUGAGGAUGCAGUAAUGAACGUGGCAUGCUAGACACGGCGAGCGUUUGUAUUAUAUAUCUACUUGUGUUAUCAAUAUACGAUUUCUAUUUUGUUACUUAACCUCUACAGCAAUGCGAGCAUUUAUGCCAAAAUAUAAGCAAUAAGUCUUCUUUUUCUUCACUAAUUAUUGUUGUGAGUAAAUAUUGAUCCUAUGAGAGGAUCUGUAAUCUGUGACGUUCUAGUGGAAAUGUUUGCCUGGCCAUCUCCUUCGGUAGUAUAAAUAUAUUAAUAAGUAAUGACAAGCUAUCCCGUUGGUCCUUGCACCACAAGGACGACUGAAUCCCUCAAGCGUGAACAUAGGUCUUCUACUGGGUGUAUACGCAGAAUUUACUAUGCAUAGAUGAUAUAUGAGCACUAUUAAGCUCCAUACUAAUAACCUUAGGUAUUUCCGUCGCCAUGACGUGAUUCUUAAGUAAACGUGGCGUUUCUUCCGAUACAAACGCGUUGGUAGUAGUAAUACGCCAUAUAGAAUUGUCAAAAUCAGUGUUGCCUGUUCUACAUGUCGAAAUGUGUGACUGUUUACAUCGUUUCAAGCUGCUGGGCUCACCAUGAGCGGUCGUAUCAUUGUGACCCGGUGCAAGACAAAUAGGAUGAAUGGGUAGACCUCCCUGAAAUAUUUGAGCAUUAAGCAACAGGCAUGUUUAAGUUGCCACGCCAUCCAAGUAUGCUUGUUAGCAAUGUUUAUCGAAAGCUCUCUUUCUGGUCGUCUUAAUCCGACGCGCGGGGCCAUAACGGUGAGAGGAUAGCAUAGCUUCGUUGUCGCUGUUCAGGUGGGGUGCAUCUCAUAUUCAAGACCCGAUGUAGCACAUAAACUUUUUUCUAAAAAGCAUUCACGGAAGAAGGACAGAAAGAUCAAAAAGACUAAAUAAACGCACCAGAGAAUAUUCCAUCAGAUAGGAUUAUACAACGGAUACACAUGGUUCUAUAAACAGCGCUCGCAGUAAGAGAUUUGAAAUGAUGUGGCAUUGUUCUGGCCUUCCGCAGCCUGGUAGGAGGUCUUCAAAUGAAGACACUUGUUGAGGUGAUUUGCCUGUGCAUGA